GUGAAUGUGCACAGCAAAGACAGAGGAAAUUUGGAGAUGUAAUGAUGUACCACAAACAAACAGAGGAACAGUAACUGUACUGUGGACUAACAACAGCUCAUCUUAGCACUCAAUUGUAGCACUGCUAUUAUUGCAAUCUUCAGGAGAGGCUUCAAUACCCCUGCAACAGAGUGGACGACACCAAGCAAUUUCCAAUUUGCAGUAACACGUUUAUUGGCUUGAUUCUCCUUCAAACAUACUCACCUCACCACACCCUGAAAGUGCCAGGUGCAACUUCACUUCCACUUCUGGUUUAUGAGUCGUUGUGGAUGAAGACAAGGGAUUAUGGACUCUCUUCUGUGAAGAAACAUUACUGUCAGGUGAGACCUAAGUUUCAGUUUUCCUGCCACUUUGCUGAGACAGCUUAUUAUUAACUGGCCCCAUGUAAGCACAGACCUCUCCAAGUGCUACUUCAGCAUAUAAACACAUUUCCCGUCUCAACAGAGGUUAACAGGACAGCUUUGUUGCUACUGAGGAAGGCUGAAUUCAGGAAUUAAACACGUUUUGGAAUGAAGAGGCUGGAAAUUUAUCCUGAAACCUGUUGAAGUCAACCCCAGCUGGAAAGAGACAACAUCUGUUUUAAACAGCCCUUCAUCCAUCCCAUCAUUCAUCCAUCAUGGCAGAGCCGUCCCCAGGCUGGUGGAAGCUAACUUUCCUCAGGAGAAAAAAAUCCCAGCCCAAGGUUCUGUAUGAAAUCCCAGCAGAGUUUGUUUCCAACGCCGCCACUGUCCAGCACGGGUCCGGCACUGCCACCGGAGCCGCCGCCCACCCAGAAGACAUGGUGCACAACUCUCAGCUGGACGCCCGGCUGGAGAGGAUCGUGGACAAAACGACGGCCAGCAAGGGGCGCCAUGUUAAGGUGUCUCACUCUGGGAGGUUUAAGGAGAAGAAGAGAGUGCGAGCCACUCUGGCAGAGAACCCAGAGAUGUUUCCAGGAGGUGACCCCACGAGGGAUGAGAACCAGAGGGCUGGGAAGUGACAAAAAAA
Molecule: messenger RNA, 1026 nt
Organism: Morone saxatilis (striped sea-bass)
Lineage: Eukaryota; Metazoa; Chordata; Actinopteri; Moronidae
Gene: prr15la
Product: proline rich 15 like a
Exons: 2
Coding region: 656-1018 (120 amino acids)
Source: RefSeq, a predicted model, not a curated record